GACUUCUUCUGUCUAUUUCUCAUUCCCUCCCUAUUUGGCUCCCUCCUUCACAUGAGAGAGCGGCCAUGGCCACUGCCGCCACUUCCAGAUCUCGCCGAGCACUAGACUCCCGAUCCGGCGGCAAAAUUGUCCGCCCUCGACGGUACGCCGGUGCUAGGACUCCCUACGACCGGCCUAGGUUUGUCAAUCCCGCACCACCCGAAAACCCUAAUUGGUUCUCCCGGCUCAUCUACUCGCCUACUCGUAAGAUUGCCAGCGGCGCCGGGAAGAUUAUUUCCUCCGUCUUUGGUCCUGACUCUUCCUCCUCCUCUUCUUCCUCCUCAGAGGAUGGGACUGACGAUGAGGCUGAUGAUGAUAAUGAAGAUAUUUCGACCCAGGAAGAUGAUGGAUUGAAUAAGAGGAAUGGGACAUCAGAAGAGAUCAAGUUCCUUGAGAAGGAGCCCCCAGCAACACUAGGGAAGAGCAACAACAAGCAUGUAAUUGAACAACUACUUAUGCAGGAGACCUUCUCGAGGGAAGAAUGUGAUAGAUUAAUAAAGAUUAUUAAAUCGAGAGUUGUAGGUUUUACCAAUGCUGAAGGUGCAGAGAAUACAAGACCAGAUGUAGAGAGUCCUGUUAUGGAGGCAAAAAAAUGGUUGAGUGAGAAGAGAUUGGGAUCAACUUCAAAGCCAGUUUUGGAUCAUGGAACCCACACCUUGAGCGCUCUUAUGUUCCCACAAGGUGGUGAAGACGAAGGUGGUUCACCGGUGGAUGUGGCCAAAGUGUAUAUGCGGGCACGUCCUCCCUGGGCAUCUCCUUCUAUUAAGCAUGGAGAACUGAGAUCUCCGUCAUCAAUAGGGAUGCAACUGUUCAACGAAGAAACCCCAUAUUCAACUGGUGGCAAUUCUGUGUCUACAUCCAAGCUGAAAAGGGAUGCCCCUGCUACUGGGUCCUGGAAUAUUCAGGAGGAAAUACGAAGAGUGCGAUCUAAGGCAUCAGAAGAACUGCUGAGGUCCCUACCUUCUACAAGAAUUGAUUGGUCCACAUCUGCUUUAGAAAAGAGAAGUGUCUUGGGUUCUUUUCCGGGUGGCCAACGAGAAGAUGAUGUGGGAGAUAAACUUCACAAUUCUAAAAAUGCCAUAGUUUCGGAGAAGACACAAUAUGGAUUGCAGAGAGAUUUGCCACUUCCGGAUUCAGAUGCCGCUUCUAUGGGUGGCAAGGGUGAUGCUUCUUGUUCUCAGAAUGCCUUAGAAGAGAUGUUAAGCUCUGGACAACGACUCGAGGCAUCUGAAGAUAUCAAGACUGCUCCCAGUGAUGCUGGUGCUGAUGAUUUUGAUGGACAUAAGGACACUAAUGGGUCUGAACAACAAAAUUCAACCAUACAAGUUUCAGAUUCAAAAUUAGACGAUGUAACGUGCUUGACAACAGAAGCGACUGCAUCAAGAAGUGCUUAUACCACAAAUGGUUUCCGUUCUUCAGUAGCUGAUUUGUCUGCACAGUUGGGCACAGAAGAAAACGCCGUGCUCAAUGGGGAAAGUAAUCCAGUCAGCUCGAGUCAUGAGAUUGCAGCUGCAGAUCUCACUUUAAAUGAUAACCGUGAGUUUUUGAAUGAACCUACUGGCGAGGUCACCAACAAAAACGGAAACGAUAUUGGUGCCACAAAGGAAAACGAUGGUGCACAUUUGAAUGAAGCUACUUUUGAGGUCCACGAACUGAUUGAAAAUUAUAUUGAUGUCACGAAGGACAAAGAUUUCGUUGCCAGUGGCUCCCAAAACAGCUCUAGUAUGCCCAAUGAGUUAUCACAGGAGCUGACCCAGCCAAGCCCGGUAGCCAAGACUGACAUUGUUGUGGAGAAGCAGAAGGGAAAGAGACCAACUAGAUCCAACAGGAGAGGCAGGUCGCGGGGCAAAUGACACAGAAUUGUGGUUUCUGUACCUUACAGUGUAAUUUAUUGUACACUAAUGUAAUUUGGCAAAUGUGUUUCGUUUUGUUCGGGUUCCAUGUCAAGAGGAACAGGGUAGGAAUUACUGUCAGGUAUUUACGCCACGGGUCGUUGUCCACGUUUAGCUAGACUUAAAAAGUUGUAGAGAAUGUUUCUAAUUGAUUGGAAUUGUGAAAACCGCCUGUUUGAGUUUGCA
Messenger RNA from Pyrus x bretschneideri (Chinese white pear), 2117 nucleotides. Its product is annotated as protein KAKU4. Gene Ontology annotation, biological process: nuclear membrane organization. Lineage: Eukaryota; Viridiplantae; Streptophyta; Magnoliopsida; Rosales; Rosaceae. The coding region runs from base 66 to 1892 and encodes 608 amino acids. Gene Ontology annotation, cellular component: nuclear envelope. The record is from RefSeq and is a predicted model, not a curated record. The transcript has 13 exons.